AUGGAGAACAAGGAGACCUUUGCCUUCAACGCUGAUAUUCAGCAGUUGAUGAGCUUGAUCAUCAACACGUUCUACAGCAAUAAGGAGAUUUUCCUGAGAGAGCUUAUCUCGAAUGCCUCGGAUGCAUUGGAUAAGAUCCGCUACGAGGCAAUUACCGAUGCCGAUAAGCUGAAAUCUAAGCAGGAGCUCUACAUUCGUCUGAUCGCUGAUAAGACCAACAACACCCUAACGAUCGAAGAUAGCGGUAUUGGUAUGACCAAGGCAGAGCUUGUGAACAACUUGGGUACCAUCGCGCGUUCUGGCACAAAGGCCUUCAUGGAGGCGCUGCAGGCUGGAGGCGAUAUCUCUAUGAUUGGCCAAUUUGGUGUCGGUUUCUACUCUGCAUACCUCGUGGCGGAUAGCGUGACAGUUGUUUCAAAGCACAACGACGAUGAGCAGUACGUGUGGGAGUCUGCUGCCGGAGGUUCCUUCACCGUUCAGAAGGACGACAAGUAUGAGCCUCUGGGCAGAGGCACCAGGAUCAUCCUGCACUUGAAGGAAGAUCAAGGAGAGUACCUCGAGGAGCGGAGGCUGAAGGACUUGGUGAAGAAGCACUCCGAGUUCAUCUCGUUCCCCAUCGAGCUCGCCGUUGAAAAGACGCACGAGAAGGAAGUGACUGAGUCUGAGGACGAAGAGGGCGACAAGAAGGAGGAGGAGAAGGAAGGGGAGAAGAAGGAAGGCGAAGAGGAGGGCGAGAAGAAGGAGGGCGAAGAGGAGGGCGAGAAGAAGGAGAAGGCCAAGAAGACGAAGAAGGUCAAGGAAGUUACUCGCGAGUGGGAACAGCUGAACAAGCAGAAGCCACUGUGGAUGCGCAAGCCCGAGGAAGUCACUGAAGAGGAGUAUGCUUCCUUCUACAAGUCUCUUUCCAAUGACUGGGAAGAGCACUUGGCCGUUAAGCACUUCAGCGUUGAGGGGCAACUCGAGUUCAAGGCUCUGCUCUUCGUGCCGAAGAGAGCUCCUUUCGACCUCUUUGAAGCCCGCAAGAAGAGGAACAACAUCAAGCUGUACGUACGCCGCGUCUUCAUCAUGGACGACUGUGAGGAUAUCAUCCCCGAGUGGCUCAACUUCGUGAAGGGUGUUGUUGACUCCGAGGAUCUUCCCCUCAACAUUUCUCGUGAAAGUCUGCAGCAGAACAAGAUCCUGAAGGUCAUCCGGAAGAACCUGGUCAAGAAGUGCCUUGAGAUGUUCGCCGAAAUCGAGGAGAAGAAGGAAGACUACGCGAAAUUCUACGAGCAGUUCUCCAAGAACCUCAAACUUGGCAUCCACGAAGACAGCGCGAACAGAGCGAAGAUCGGGGAGUUGCUGCGCUUCUACAGCAGCAAGUCUGGCGAAGACAUGGUUUCCUUCAAGGAAUACGUCGAUCGCAUGAAGGAGGGUCAGAAGGAUAUUUAUUACAUCACCGGCGAGUCUCGUCAGAACGUGGCGAACUCUCCCUUCCUGGAGAAACUCAAUAAGAAGGGCUACGAGGUGUUGUACAUGACGGAGCCUAUCGACGAGUAUGCAGUCCAGCAGUUGAAGGAGUUCGACAACCGCAAGUUGCGCUGCUGCACGAAGGAGGGCCUCGAGAUUGACGAGUCUGAGGAAGAGAAGAAGAAAUUCGAGGAGCUGAAGGCGGAUUUCGAUCCCUUGCUGAAGCUUAUCAAGGAGGUUUUGCACGACAAGGUUGACAAGGUGGUUCUGUCCAACAGGAUCAUUGACUCGCCUUGCGUUUUGGUGACGACCGAGUUCGGAUGGUCUGCGAACAUGGAGAGGAUCAUGAAGGCUCAAGCCCUUAGGGAUAACAGCAUGACGAGCUACAUGGUUAGCAAGAAGACGAUGGAGGUGAACGGCCACCACAGCAUCAUGGCCGAAAUCAAGAGCAAGGCUGCGGUUGACAAGUCUGACAAGACAGUCAAGGAUCUCAUUUGGCUGCUGUACGACACAGCGCUGCUUACGUCAGGCUUCAGCCUUGAGGAGCCCACGCAGUUCGCGGCAAGGAUUCACAGGAUGAUCAAGCUCGGACUGUCGAUUGAUGAGGACGAGGAUCCAAAGGACGACGAUUUGCCCCCCCUGGAAGAGGUCGAGGGAGCAGCCGAUGAGGCUUCCAAGAUGGAGGAGGUCGACUAG
Messenger RNA from Cyclospora cayetanensis, 2145 nucleotides. Its product is annotated as heat shock protein 90. NCBI's taxonomy places the organism in Eukaryota, Apicomplexa, Conoidasida, Eucoccidiorida, Eimeriidae. Bases 1 to 2145 code for a protein of 714 amino acids. The transcript is spliced from 3 exons. The record is from RefSeq and is a predicted model, not a curated record. Gene Ontology annotation, molecular function: ATP hydrolysis activity; ATP binding; ATP-dependent protein folding chaperone. Gene Ontology annotation, cellular component: perinuclear region of cytoplasm; protein-containing complex; plasma membrane. Gene Ontology annotation, biological process: protein stabilization; protein folding; cellular response to heat.